Paramuricea clavata is the source of this 21356-nucleotide messenger RNA. The record is from the annotation of a GenBank genome assembly. NCBI's taxonomy places the organism in Eukaryota, Metazoa, Cnidaria, Anthozoa, Malacalcyonacea, Plexauridae.
UAUUUUGUUACUGAUAUGCCAGUUGACCACAAUUAAGGAUCCGUGCUUAGUCACAGAACCUGUGGCUUAGCCAAUCCGUCUAUAUCCCUUGCAAUCCAACGUGGUCCUCGAUUGCAUAAUUAUUACUUUAUUAGAUAUAAUUGUUUCAAAAUAUUUCUUAGAUCAUAUUUCAUUAUUGCCGAAAAAUAUUCUUCUUUUGUCAGAGGCAAACAAUAACAACAUGGAUUAUCGAUUAUUACCCGGUAAUAAAGCGUGAAAUAUGGAUGAUACAACCCGCAAGAAAGCAACAAGCGUCGACCAAACUACAGUCACGAAAGGUACUAUACAAUUAUAAAUUAUUCGUAUAUUAGCUUUAUUAUUAUAAUUUUAUUGUCGACUGAAAGCAGCUUCGCCCUGUUUUAUCGAGCACUACUUCCUGAAUCUAUGAGCUGUGCUAACACGAAUAUAAUUCUGAAUUUAUGUUGCUUUACACGCCAUUUUUGGUCGAUAAUUUUAUAUUAAAGGCAGCCACUUCCUAUAUUAAAGACGACAUGCUUACGGAGUUGUUUUGUUCAAUUAGACGGUCAAGUAGCUUCGAAGCACUCUAAAAGUUUACGAAGUGUACUAAUUAACACUUCCUUUGUGUUAUUACAACAUUUUGUUUUAGUUUUAUAUUAAAGUUUGGGGGCUUUAACCAAUAUUUAUUGAACAUUUUAAAUCAUGUUUAAAGGGAUUUAUUGAUAUACUGGUUAUACUCAUGAAUGUCAUGUGCACAUGAAUAUUUAUAAGUGGUGUUUUUGCUUGAUUUUUUGACAUGUAACAUAAAUAUGUAGCUUCAUAUGAUAGCUGUUGAUUUAAACCAGUGUUAACAUUCUAUGUUUGAAAGUGUCACAAAGUUGCAAAUUUUUGAAACAAACAUGGCAGCUGUAUCAACAGAUGUCAUGUGUGUUCAAGCAUUGUUGCACAUAAAGCACUGUUCAAAUGAGUUCAACACUAUUGGCCCAACAAUACGUUCAAUAAUGUUAGAUAAAAAUUUUAAACAUAGUCAAGAUCAAUCCAAUAUUACCCAACACAAAAGAGGCCAUCAAUAUUACAUUCAACAAUAUGUGGGAUGAUAUUGGAGCAACAUGUUUGAACAGAGUUUAACAAGUUCUUUCUAAGUUUUGCAACAAGGUUAUCACUGGACAAAUUUAUGUUUUGCAUUUGCAAGCUGAAAACAAGCAGGCGUAAUGUUAGAUUUGGCUUUGCUUACUAGCAUGGGAUCAUUAUGUAUUAUGUACGAGUCCAAUCCAACCGCGAUCAGCCCCCCCAACCCCAGGACAUUUGACUUAACACUACCCCCGUAUAGGCGGGAAUUUGACGACCCGGUCGGGCAUUUGACCACUUGACAACUUGCUCAGCGGUUUUCCCUAAAAAUAUGUGUACAUUCUAGCGAUUCACAAGUUUUCUAUUUUGCGUCUUUUCGAUAGUUUAAACAAAAAGAAGAACUGCCUGGCCUAUUUUUCGUUCUUUUUAAUCUUGAAAUACCUGUUAAAUUUAAUUUUAGCCAAAAUUCCAGAACCAGGACUACCCCUAUAGCAGGGCAUUUGACUGUGGUUUCUGCCUGUUCGGGCGGGCAUUUGACCAAUUAUUUUUUCAAAAGUCAAAUUCCCUGGCGGUUGCCCGGGGGGGGGGCUGAUCGCGGUUGGAUUUGACUCGUACAUUAUUUUUAUAUUGCCCUCUGACCAGUGUUGUUGUGGUAACCAAGCAAACCUUGUGCCUCAACUGUGUUGAAUUUAUCCUGAAGAGAAUAAUAACAAUAUUUUUCCAAUAUACUUUUAGACAUAAAUAAUGAAGAAGGAGUUGAAAAGGCAAUACAUCCCAAACAAGUUGUUAAAAGGUAGGCUUUUAGUAUAUCAGAUAUUGGAAAUAAGAGCCCUUGAGCAUAAUCUAAAUAGAGCCAUACACACAAAUAUAUGUAAAGGUUUUAUUGAGAGUGAAAAUAAAACUUUUAUAUAAUAAAAUUUUUUGGAUGGCUCUCUUUAAAGCAUUAAGCUGGGCUUUUAUUUAAAUUAUCAUAGGAAUAUGUUUCCCACACGGAAAAUCACUUGUGAACAUAUUAGAGAUAUUAUAUACUAGCUGGUAUUUGAUUUAGUUAAAAUAUCUGUCAAUUAAAUGUUUACAGGGGCGUAGGAACCGGGGGGGGGGGGUCAUGGGGGACAUGUGCCCCCAAAUUUUUUCAAAGGACUAAAAAUGCCCAUUUUUGUGAUGAAAAGUGCCAUUUUUGUACAAGCUAAUGUGACCCUUUUUGUUUGGAAAUUUCCAAGUUUUUAAAAAAAAUUUGGUAAAAAACGUGCAAUUUCGGUAUAGACGACGGGAAAAUUUUUCUUCUUCCCACCCCCUUCGCCAAAAUUUCCGGGAAAAAUUUUUAGGUGCCCUUUUCAAUACCCUGAAGUGCCCCUAGAAGCCGGUGCCCCCCAAUCUUUUGAUGCUUCCUACGCCCCUGAAUGUUUAAUAACAAAGUAGGGAAUGCUAGAGAGCAAUUUAUAGGAUUAACCCAUUAAGUAGCAGCAUGCUCCCCUUGAUGAGUAAAAUUGUCUAGCAUUAGACAGUCUAAAGUUAUGCACUUAUAAGGGUAAAGCUCUGGGAUAAUCCGUUUCCCGGAAGCCAGGAAUCCUGGCUAAGACCGAACUGCGCAUUCCAUAUCAACGGCCAAUCAGAUUCCUCCCUGAAACGGAUUAUCCCAGAGCCUCACGUUCCUUCCCGAGUAUCACAGUCUCGGGGGACGAGAUUGCAAUGAUGGGCUGAAAGUCAAGCCCUUAUUAAUAAUUUUUUUAAUAUCCAGUCCCAAACCCCCACUCCCCCCUCGACCGCCUGGGCUAAGUAAAAUUCCACCCGGGAAGAGAAUCAGGACCCUGUCAAAAUCCCCACAACGCCACAAGGACACACACCCGAAGGACAACCAGGAUGAAGAUAGCUCAAGACCAAGGCGCCCCCCUCUACCUUCGCACCAAGCAAGCAUUAAAACCCCGGGGAAUACUGAUACAGGAAAUGGUAAGGAAGACAAAACAACAGAAAUGGGGAAAGUGUGCACUUCAGAAAAAUCCCUCCCAACUGGACAUAACAGCUCAUCACAGGAUAGACAUGAACAUCACGAGCAUGUAGGAUCACACCUUGAUACCUCCCAAGUGGAGACACAUUCUGUAUCAGAACAAUCACAAGAGCCAACAGAAAUGUCAGCCCAGUCUGAUACAAAACACAGUGGUAUCACUAAUGCUGAAAUUACCCAAGAUUCGCCCCCCGAAAAUAAGGCUGAGCCAACGAUUCCAGUAGCAACGAAGCCUUCAAGACCUGAGAACCCAAAAAUGUCUGUAGAAAGUAAUCCUGAGCAUGUUAUAACCAGCCUUUAUAAAAAAUCGCAACCUGAACGACCAAAGCCUCCUGUCAGAUCACCUUCAGUAACAACUGAUGAUAAAACAAACACUUUGGACAGCAGUGGCAAGAGUUCAACUGCACCUCCUGAAAAACCAACAUCCACACAUGUACCUAAAACACAUAAAAUUUCUCCUCCUGUCCUACCAAAACCAGAAUCACCCCGUGGUGGGAGAAAAUCUAAAACCAGUAAACCAUUAAAUGUUCUUGGAAAGCAAAGUCCCCCUGUUCAACCCAGGACACCCAAGUCCAAACAAUCUUCAAGACACGAGGUCCCAGAGCCAGCUAAAGAGCUAGUCAAGGGAAAUGAUGGAGACAGAUCCGGGACUUUUGAUGUUGAAACACCAAGUAAAGAGGAUACUGCAUCUUACUCACUUGAAAAUAGUUCAUCAGAGGUCGCUGCUGUGUCACAGACAACUGAAAAAAUUAGUUCCGCACCUCAGAACGAUAAUGUAUUUAAUGAAGAACUAGAACCAUCAGAGAAACCUUCUACUAUCAGUUCCCCCACAGAAAAACCGAAAGAGUUAGAAACAGCAUCUCAGAAGGAAACACCAGAUACGGUGAUUUCACCCAAGACACCAAAAACAACACAUGGAAGUGUUGACACUGAAACUCAGCCGAGGAAAGAGGCUAAACCACCUCGACCUCGCGCUCCGUCAAGAAAAACAGAAGAUAUUAUAAAUGAAAGUCCUGAUAAUUCAACACCUGAAAAAUCUCCAAUUAAACCAUCACGUCCUCUAGAGUCGUGUAAAGUUAAAGAAAUCCAGCAUGAAAACAACAAGACUGAAAAGGUGGCAUCCCCCAAGCCAUCAAGACCUUGUGCUCCAUCCAGAGGUUUAGAUGAACAGCCUGGUAAUGUUGUGGCUCAAGAAAUCCAGCAUGAAAACAACAAGACUGAAAAGGUGGCAUCCCCCAAGCCAUCAAGACCUCGUGCUCCAUCCAGAGGUUUAGAUGAACAGCCUGGUAAUGUUGUGGCUCAAGAAAUCCAGCAUGAAAACAACAAGACUGAAAUGGUGGCAUCCCCCAAGCCAUCAAGACCUCGUGCUCCAUCCAGAGGUUUAGAUGAACAGCCUGGUAAUGUUGUGGCUCAAGAAAUCCAGCAUGAAAACAGCAAGACUGAAAAGGUGGCAUCCCCCAAGCCAUCAAGACCUCGUGCUCCAUUAAGAAAAACAGAAGAAAAGAUUAGCCAUGAUAUUUCAAAGUUACCUGAAAACAUGCCAAUCCAACCACUUCCUCUGGAUGAACAGUCUUGUAAAGUUGUGACUAAAGAAGUCCAACACGAAAACACUGAGAAUGUGGCAUCACCUAAACCUUCUAGACCUUCCAAACCAACACGUCCUCCUGAAUUGUCAAAAACAACCAAAGAUGCUGAAAGCAAUGUAUCUCAAGAGACAGAAGAGAAUAAAUCAUUAAAACAUAAAAAUGUCGACAAACCAGAGAGGCCUUUUGAACCGAAACUUCCUGCAGUGGUAGCUAGAGAUUCGAGCAGUACAAAUAUCGUAAUAACUGACCCUCACAAGAACAAACCACAAAGACCGUCUAAACCAAACAUUUCUACUGAGUUAUCUAAGGAAUCAGGUUGUGACUCUACAAGCGAUAUACAGGAAGACGAACCUCCCCAGACUGUAGCGUCCACCAAACCACAAAGACCAUCAAAACCAAACCUUCCUAGUGAUUUAGCACAACCUAAGGAAUCAGGUUGUGACUCUACAAGCGGUGUACAGGAAGAAGAACCUCAGAAAACUGUAGCGUCGACCAAACCAGAAAGACCAUCAAAACCAAACCUUCCUAGUGAUUUAGCACAACCUAAGGAAUCAGGUUGUGACUCUACAAGCGAUAUACAGGAAGACGAACCUCAGAAAACUGUAGCGUCGACCAAACCAGAAAGACCAUCAAAACCAAACCUUCCUACUGCCGAUUUAGCACAAACUAAGGAAUCAGGUUGUGACUCUACAAGCGGUGUACAGGAAGAAGAACCUCCCCAAACUGUAGCGUCGACGAAACCACAAAGACCGUCAAAACCAAAAGUGUCAACAACAGCUGAGGAAACAGAAGACAUUUCAAAAGAUAACCACGAAAUUUUAGAACAUCAACAGUCUGUAUCUAACAAUCUGUCUAGACUUGAAAUGACUGUCGCACUAAAAGAAGCAAAGCAAAUAAACGAACAUCAUAUUGAGCCUGAAAGUAAUCAUUCGUUGAAGAAAACAGGUUCCAUUAAACCUUCCCGACCUCCUAAACCCAGCGAGACAACAGAAGUUAGUAAACCCAGACCGCCACGACCUCAAGCACCACGUCAUGAAAAGCAAGUAUCUGUUGAUAAGGUAGAAUCUGUGGAAACACCUCCAAAACCUCAAGAACACCAUCAUGAAGAACAAAUACCCCUUGAUGCAAACAAAUCUGUGGACACUCCACCAAAACCUAAACGACGAACCUUCGUCUCUGAAAGUCAUGAACAAGACAAAGAAGCUGACUCUACAAUGGACAUAGUUGAAAAACCGUCGCAUAUCAGAGAACAAAAUAAGGAAAGUGCGAAUGAGAUUAUGUGCAAUGAUCCUGAGAAAACUAUAAGAGAGUUACAGUCUAAUGAAGUAAAGGGAAAUGAUAUUGAAAGUGAUGAACGAAAAAUGGACGAUGCUUCCGUGGCGAAAUGUGAAGAAACAAGUUGUGGUGAAGAUAUUUCAAAGUUUUCUGAACAUUCAAAGUCAUUUAAACUUGCACGACCACCUCCACCAAACAGAACUAGUUCAGCUCCAAAGGAUGAAUCAGAAAAUGCUCCUUUUAUUGCAGUAAAGACGCAAGAAAAGCAAGAAACAUCCGAAAAAGAUAAAUCUAGUGACCGUCAUAGCGUAAGAUUUCGAGUGAGUUCCUUGUCUAAAACUGAGGUUGAAUCUUUUAAUAAGAAAGAAUUUGUCGAGAAACUGAAAGACAAAGGCCAUACUAGGCGGAACUCUGAAGAGGAUUCUGCCAGCGCUCCUCAGGUCGGACCCAAACCCUCUCGGCCACAUCCUCCCUCGAGUAGUAAAAAGACUGGCGCUAGUGGUGAACAUGAAGAGAAGGGGCAUGGAAACGAGGCUCCUGACGUCUUAGGACUUGGGAAUGAAAAUAAUUCAGAAGAAACUUCAAGUGAUAAACCUGGCGGUUUUGACGAUGUAAAUGAAUCUGAACGUAACGAUGUCAUUUCAAGUCCAACUAAUAAAGCAGCCAGUCUUGGGAAUGGAAUUAUAUCUGAUACAACUGCUAGUAAAACUGAUAAAGCGGGCAAGAAUGAGAAUGAGGUUCGAGGGAUUGCUAGCGGUGGAAUAAAAGAACAUACUGAUGUCGUGCAAAACCUACCCAGGAAAGUGAAACGUAAAGCUCCUCCUGUACCAGGAGAAAUACCUGACAAAAAUAUCGAGGUUCACGUACCAGGAGAAAAACCUGACAAAAAUGUCGAGGUUCGCCUGAAGCAGGAAGAUUUGGAUGUGAAGAAAAAUGAGGGAACAAUGAACGAUCAGGAAAAUUUCGAGACCACAAAACGAAAUGUUACGAGAGGAGAACACCAAGAUGAAAAUGUAGUUAGUCAGGUUGACGUGAAGACGAAAUCAGAACCAUUGACAGACAUUGAAGAACAAGUUAAUGAGUCUCCAGAUCAAGAAAAGAUAGAGAAUAACAAUAUAGAACAACUUAAAGAUCACGUUGAAGACAUCACAAUUGAACAUCAGGUGAUUGGUAAGGAUAAUGAUGAAGUGUGUGUAGUUGAGCAAACAGGAACACUCAUGGAUAAAGAAGAACCAGAUGUAAACCAUGCGUGUUCAGGUUCAGAGAAUCUAUCACCAGGCGAAACCGUGGGUGAGGUUACUAGCUCGGACAAGAACGUGAAAACGCAAGAGGUACGCGAGACCACGCAUUCUCCCAGCAAUGAAUCGUCGAAAAACGAUGUCCGGCGCGAUGAGGACGUUGGCAAGACGCAAGCAAUAAACGUCGUCCAAUCUCCGAAGAAGAAGAAGACGCCACCGCCCAAACCAAAGAGAACAUCCUCUUUGAAAAGAGAGUCAAAACUCGUCGUACCUAAGGUUCUUAUUUUUAAUAUUUAUAUAUUGAUUUCUCUAGUAGCCACCAUUUCAGACUACAACUGUUUUCUAAACUUUGAUAAUUGUUGUUUAUCAGUAAUGGCUGUUCAUAGUUGUGAUCAAUACUUGUUCAUAGUCUUUUAACGUUUAUUUUUAAAGCGCGACGCCAGUGAAGAAGAAAUAACAACAGAAGAUAGAAGAGUUAGCUCUUCAGAUGAACUGAAUGAAAUCUUGGAGGAAAAUGAUACUAGGAAACCAUCAGGUAUUAUUGACAUUUUUUAUAAAUAUUCAUUCACUAUUAGAUAAAUGUUUUGUUUAUACGUUUGGUUUUUACAAUUGCCUUGAAGCAAAUGUAAUGUACUGCAAUUGUCUUGAACCAAAUGUAAUGUACUGCUAUUGUAAAACCGAUCCACUACCUUUUGGUCCUCUUGUUGUCUUUUUUAUCUUCUCGACAUCGAAGAAGUCGUUGUGCCGUCAACAAAAGCUGUCAAAUUUAAUGAAAGCACUGUUGAACCAAAACGUUCUUCAAAUUCUGUAUCCCGCAGUAAGAGUUUUGCACCCCCUGGAAAAGGUCGCGCCAAGGAGAUUACUAGUGAAGAUAUCUCAGAUUCAGGGGGGAAAGGAAUAUCACGCAGUUUUAGUUUUGGUAUGAAGAAGAAACACCAACCACCAAGACCCAGUCCUCCAACUUUCUUCGUCAGUGAGACCAAAACAGAUGAGUCAGCAAAUUCUGAGAGUGAGGAACCAGGUAAAGAUGACGUCAUUGAAGUAGAAGAUACGUCAGCUUCACAAGAAGGUAGGAAACAAACCACUGACCUAAAUGUUCCUCAGUGACUAUUCCUGUCGGUUGACCAUCAAUGUUUAGUGAAGUGUUGUUUCUGCUUAGUCACAACUGACGCACUAACAAACUGUGCCAUCCAGUAAAGCAGUGACAUUAUUAAAUAUUUUUAUCAUUGUAGAUCUCGCGGAGUCAGAAACCUCUCAGAAUGACACAAAACACGCCAGCUUUCUUACAACAGAUUCAGAGUCAGAGAAUGAAAAGGCAAGAUAAAAACCUCGGAUAAAAAUUUUUGAUCUUCCCUUGGGACAACAAUUUUAUGUAGUCCGUAAAGUAAUAUUCCUGUCUUUGUUUAGGAAGAGGAACCUCAAAAAAGCAAGACUUAUUACAUCUCGAGGGAGAUUUUAUCCACUGAACGAACAUUUGUAGAUGUAGUGAAGCUGGUAUCUGAGGUACGUUCUUAACUAGUUUAAUACUACCAGGUCAGUCAUUUACUUACAGAAAUGUCUUUAAUUCACAAGCCUAGACGAAGGACCUACUUCAGAUUUCCUUUUGUAUAUGUACAGAUAAAACCAACCCGCAUUUCCUUUGAUUUGGUAACCUAUUAUUAUGUGCCCAUCAUAUAUAUUCAUUUGCAUGGAUGCUAUAAACAUUGAAUAUAUAUAUUAUUUAUUGAACUAAAUCUUUUGUCGAUUUUAAUUUCUAGGAUUUCCAAGAAGUUGUGGCAAAAGGAAAUAAGAAAUUUGGUCGAGCAAUCAUUCCUGAUGAAACAUUACAAGAGAUUGUCAUGAAUAUUUCUCAAAUUUAUAAAUUUGAUUCUGAAUUUUUGAAAGCUCUCGAGGACCGCAUGGAAACAUGGUAAGCUGGCGUCUCAGGAGCUAUAAACUCGUAAUAUAGUUAGCAAAGCCGUAGUUAUACAUAUAUACUUGACAUUUUCUUUUGCAACAAAAAAUUUAGGGAAAAAGAGCAAAGAAUUGGUGACAUUAUAAAGACAUUUAGCCCUUUCUUAAAAGUAAGUGGAUAUGAUAUUUCUUGCAUGUACCAAAGUUUCAUGAGUACAAUCAAUAGAAAUUCUUUACAUGUAGAUGAACAAAAACUCACGAUAAAUUCAUGUUUUCUUCAGAUGUAUAAAACUUACAUCCAAGGUUACGACAAUGCCAUGGCAGUCUUGACUGAAGCGUUAAAGAAAUAUCCACAGUUUGCUGAAGUUGUUCGAGAGUUUGAGGUAUGCUACCCUGGUUGGCAGAGGUUCUGUGUCUUUGCCUUAUUACGAGCGGGAAUAAGGCGAAAUAUACAGAACCUCUGGCACCAGGGUUGAGGUAUGUAUGUGUUUAUAUAGAACCACUCGUAACACUAAACUAAAUGUGUUUAUACUGGAUAGCUGUACCUGUCCAGCAAUGACCAUCUCUUGUUCAUCCAGGAUGUAUACUACAGGAAACUAUAGUACCAGAAGGAGACCAUUGAUGGCGGCAGAGUCAAGCUGGAAGCAGUCUCUUGCGAAUGUGCUAAAAUUAUAGCCGUGUUUUGUAUUUCUACAUUUGCAUAAUGGCAUUACGUUUGUUGUAUUUCUCAGUCUAGUGAAAGAUGUCACUAUCUUACAGUUGGAAUGUACAUGUUGAAACCGAUCCAGAGAAUUCCAAGUUAUCGUUUACUUCUCAUUGGUAAAUAUUGCUAGGUUGUUCAUAAUUCAUAAUGAUUUGUUGUUAACAAAUUAUUGAAGAUGGUUCAACACGGAACGGUGACGACUAACGGUGGAACAUGGGACAAUGACUAUAUUUCCGACAAUGAAACAAGCUGAUCCUGAUAUGAAGAUUUAAUUUUCGUUUAGAUUAUUUAAAACAUCUCAGUAAAGACUCGUUGGAUCACAAGGAUGUCUCAGGUGAGACCGCGCUCAGAAAUAUCUUACUCUAACAAAAGGUGUACUCAACCUUUGAACUGUUGACUUCUAGGACUUCAUCUCUGAAUUCUGUGUUGACCAGUAUAAGACAUAGUAGAAUGAAAAGACUCUUUUCUCACUGACUCGCUCUGAUAACUGCAGGUUGACCAUCAUCGAUAUUCUUAUGAAACCUACCCGAUGUAAAACACGUGAUAUUAUAUUUUAGAUGCACUCGCCAUUGUUUCAGAAGUUGCUACACAUAUUAAUGAAGAUAUGAAACGAGUGGUAAGUUCAGAUGAAUAUGUACGUAACGAUAUUUUACCAAUUUAUCGAGAAGUCUUUUAAUAGGUCGUCGAUAUAUCUUUUCACUUAAUAAUAUUACAACUUUUAGUAUUAAAAUAUUUUCGCCACCACCAAAUGUAUGAUUCCCCACUCCUCCCGUAAAAUUUGACAGGGGGUAUUAUAUUGGUCCGGGUCAUGUUUCAAGGAAUUUGUUGGCUUUCAUCACUAUUGAUCAUCUAAUAAAUUUUCAUGUCUUUGAACAUUUUUGAAAUAUUUUAUCCUUCUCGUGAUGACAUGCAGAUGCCGGCUUUCUAUUUUAGCUAACAAUGACUUAUAUGAGUAAAUAACCACAAAUAUGGUGCUCCAGUCUAGGUAUAGUAUUAAUACUAAGCUUUCUAACCUAUAAGCUACUGCCACAAAAAUUGAGAUUAAGAAAACCCCGAAGACCUUCAGUUUGGCUACUGGCAUUCAAUAAUGGUAACGAAGGGCUCGAAACGUAAUGUCAACGAAGUUUUGUCUUCCCCAACUAGUUGCGACCAAAAGAAAACAAAUUACAAAAGAAUUUCUCUGAUGGUUGAAAACAUGUGUUUUUUCACUAUACAGUAUUAAAUUUCACGCCACUUCACCUUUGCCAUUGAGACAAACCUCAAAUACGAUUCUCAUAUUGCAAAUGAUGAAUUAAUUUAAGACGCACUAAAAUCUGUCGUUAUAUAACCGUGUAAAAAUAUAACAAACUUCGUGCCGCUAUACUGGCCGCGAAAAUAGUGAAAUUCCGGCAUGUAUCAUGCUAGAUGGCGGGCCAAGACAGUUUAAGGUUAGUCAUGUCUGUGUUUUAUCUCAUUAUGCUGGAUUUAAAACUAAGCUGGCGGGGUAUUCAUGCCAACAACUAUAUUGCCUUCUUUGGCAUUUUAUUCAGAUAAAACAUAAUCCGUAUUUGAAGUAGGUUUAUGUUUUGGGUUUGAAACGAUUAGUAUCAUCGGAAUAUGUUUUCACAAUUCAGCGAGCAAUGACAAAGUGAAAUAUACGAAGUGAAAGUAAACAGCUAUACAGCGACGUGGUAGCGUGGCCUAUGUCAGAGAUAUCAGGGAAACAUGGCACAAUAUAUAUUCAUGAGAAAAACCCCACACUGCAUGAUUAGGGAUUCUUGAUGUUUCCUCCAGACCGGUAUUGUCUAGAGAUCCGAUAAACUAAACUGUGUACAGGCCUGCGGCCAUCGAAUUCCCCGGUCUUCUCGAAGGCUCCAGAUGAGUGACAUCACGCGCAAUGCAGAGCUUACCUGGUGUUUGUUUUGACAGGAUAACUUUGAAGAAGUUCUCAAAGUUCAAAGAAAUUUGGUUGGAGAAGUUGAGAUAGUUAAACCUGGCAGAGUAAGUAACAACGACUCCUUCAGUAAUGGACAAUUCCCAUUAUAGACUAAUUUUAAAACUAGGCAAGGAGACUCAAAUAAAUCACCACAGCUAGAAAGAGCAUACUAAAAUUAGUAAAAUUGCAAAGUUUGGUUGCGAAAUGUUGUAAAAUGUGGAAAAUAUAGCCUUGCAAAGUUCGCAAAUUUUGUAUACUUUUGUAUUGCGUGCGGAAAUUCCUACCACAUUCCUACCACAUUUAGGCCGAAAAUGGCCGCACGCAAUACAAAAGUAUACAAAAUUUGCGAACUUUUCAAUGCUAUAUUUCCCACAUUUUAUAACAUUUCGCAAGCAAACUUUGCAAUUUUACUAAUUUUAGUAUGCUCUUUCUAGCUGUGGUAAUUUAUUUGCAUCUCCUUGCCUAGUUUUAAAAUUAGUCUAUAAUGGGAAUUGUCUAUUCUUUCUUUGUCUGCCACUACCACAGUACCACUUCAUUCCAUUUCAUCCCUUUUCACUAUUAUUCCUAGUUCCCUUAUUUCGUCUCUUUCACCCAAUCCAGUUUUUCUCUCCUUGCUAUGUCCACUAUCACUCCGUUAUUUUUUCUCUUUUACCCAUUCCAUGCAAAUCAAUUCAAUUGCUGUGCUGAGUGGUUAUAUUACUACCUGAAAUAAACAAGCAGAAACUCGACGUUUCGAGCGAAGGCCCUUCGUCAAGAGUUAGUAUACUGUAGCCACUAACUCUUGACGAAGGGCCAUCGCUCGAAACGUCCAGUCUUUGCUUGUUUAUUUCAGGUAGUAAUAUAACCACUCAGCACAGCAAUUUCACAUUGGUACUACCCACACUGGUACAGACAGUUUUAGUAUAAAUCAAUAGACCUUUCCCCUUUUAAAUGAAAUUUUGAUCUAGACAAGUCUGGACAAAAAUUUUAUUACAGCUUGAAAGAGCAUCACAAAAUUAGUUAUUUUUCCGAAGUUUCGUUGCAAAAUGUUGUAAAAUGUGGAUGCUAUAGACAGACAUAGCCUUGCGAAGUUUGCCGUUUUUCAGUCAUUUUGUAUUACGCACGGGAAAUUGAUAAUCAGAUGAUCAAACUGAUUAUCAAUUUCCCAUUUGUAAUACAAAAUGACUGAAAAACGGCAAACUUCGCAAGGCUAUAUUAUCCGCAUUUUACAACAUUUCGCAACGAAACUUUGGAAUAUUACUAAUUUUGUGAUGCUCUUUCAAGCUGUGAUGAAAUUUUUGUCCAGGCUAGUCUAGAUCAAAAUUUCACUUAAAAGGGGAAAGGUCUAUUCAAUGCCUGUAAACCCUUAUUUGGAGCAUGUUUCUGACCUAUAUAAUGUACUCAUCCUUUAUUUUAUUCAGCAAACUUUUGUUUUUCAUUUUAAUAUUCCAUCCUUUCCAAAUCUCAUCCGUUUGAAUCUCACUGAAAUCAUUCUCUCAGGAGCUUAUAAAGGAAGGUGCUCUUAUGAAACUAUCUCGUAAGGAAAUGCAGCCGAGAAUGUUUUACUUAGUAAGUAUAUUAAAUAUUUCUUAAAAUGUCUCAGUUGAUUUGCCUUGACACAAAUUUCUACCAUUGCUUAGCUAACUGAUGUUUUGCUCUACACCACCCCUGUCGCCAACAACCAAUUUCGUCUCAAUCUCUCAUUGCCAUUGGAGGAAAUACAGGUAUUUUGAGCUCUCUUAAAUAAACUAAGCAUCACAAAAUUAGUAAUAUUCAACAAACACCAAACACCCGAUUUGGGUAUCAAUUUCCCGUUUGUAAUCUAAAAUUACUGAAAAUUGCAAACUUCGCAAGGCUAUAUUAUCCGCAUUUUACAACAUUUCGCAACGAAACUUCGGAAUAUUACUAAUUUUGUGAUGCUCUUUCAAGCUGUGAUGAAAUUUUUGUCUAGACUUGUCUAGAUCAAAAUUUUAGUUAUAAGGUUAAAGGUCCAUUAAGUUAACUAUUUCGCCAGAAUCUUAGGGCGCUUUCCAUUUAAUGUCCUGACCGGUCAGACCCGAAUUCUUUUCUCUGUAUCAAUGGAAAGAUCUGGCCUAUAUUUUUCAAAUAUCUAACGAAAAUGGACCUCAUUCUAAUGUUAGCUAAAUUUUCCGGUCAGAUAGGUCCGAAGCCCAAAUGUUAAGUGUUCCAGUCAGCAAUUUAAUUGUACUGACCGUUCUGGCCGUGUUAAUGGAAAGCGCCCUUAGUUAAUAUUGUCUUUGUAUAGGUUGAGCUACCGGUCUCGCCAGAUUUCGAAAAUGAAUUCAGUAUCAUUAGUACCAAGAAAUCAUUCAUAUUGUCAGCAAGGUUUGUAUAUUUUUAACAUGGCGAAUCACUUUUGUCUGUUAUGUAACAUAACCACACGUUCUACAGUGGAAAAUGUUUCUUUAAUAACUUGUAUGGUAGUAAAGAUCUUUAUUAAUCAGGAAAACUAUCUCACAGUAAGUGAUUUUUAGAUCCUGACAAUUUAGUGAAUUCUUGGUUUGCGCUUAACGUCAUGGCGGAUAGGAACGUUAAGAAAAGAAUAUCAUUAACAACUUUUGUAUUUAUAGCGUAUUUUCAUCCAACAUAGCAGUCUUCAAUGUCAAGGGACUGGCUGCAAACUACCAAUAAAAAUACUAACUUAGUUAUACAUGCGGUAGUCAAGUGCCUGCUUAAACGAUCGAAACUUUUCCAGGCAUUUCCUGUUUCUGUUAAGUGUAUUGGAUGUUCGUAAUUAAAUCACGCUAUCGUUCUUUGCACUGGAAAUUUUAUAUUUUCAUGACAUAGACUUUUCCUAAAGGUGUGAUUUUAAUUCAAUUAUCACGUGUGAUUUGAAAUUCAGUCAUCACGUAAAUAUCCCUGAGUUUGUAGAGUAAACAGUUAUGAAUGAAGGAUUGAGCAUUCUGUUAUGAAAUAUCACUUCAUGUGUUUGUUAAAUUUUGUUUUUUGUAACGUUUAGCACAGCGGAUGAGAGAGAUGAAUGGCUCGAGGUAUCUUUGAAUAUUUUCUUUUUAAAAUUCCAUCACUCAAGCAUUAUUCAAUUCUACCUGAAGUACUGUACUACGAAUUUAUAUAGUCGCAUGCAGCCACGACAGAAUGAUAUGUAUAUUUUCUAUUUUUAGGCAUUACGAAAUGCUUCGGAUGAAAUCCGUAAGAAGAAAAUAACAUUUCGUCUUGCUAAGAAAGAAAAAAUGGAGGCGGUAUGUAUUAUAAACUUUAUCUUCCAUUCUAAUAAUGUUGUUUGCUGUAAUCUUUCUAUUACAAGAGGGAGGCGUGAGGGAGGUGUGUUGAUAUUAAUCUGUUUAUUUGGCCGUAAACUUUAGUAAGUGUUAGUAGAUGUUGCCAUUUAUGGGGAGCAAGAAAAUUAAUCUACAUCCCUCAAUUCUCUUUAUUUGCUACUAAAUACAUUACAUCUGGGGCUGGUUGUUCAAAAGUGGAUUAACGCUAACCCUCGGUUAAAAUUUCAUCUGUUGUUUUAGUUUGUGUAUUUCUGCACUUGUGUUUGUUUCAAAACUUCAGAGAAGACAACUCCUACUGAUUCAGACAAGAUCUCUGAAGAAAUAUUUCAAAAUUUAUAAACAAUAUCUGGGGAGUUUGCUUUGGAAUUUUAAGUUAACCUAGGGUUAAGUUAACCCAGCUUUGAACAACCAGCCCCUGAUGAAGAGAUAACCAACAUUUUCUCAGAUAAUCAUAAUCAUAAUCAUGCAGAUAAUCAUAAUCAUGCAGAUAAUCAUAAUCAUGCAGAUAAUCAUAAUCAUAAUCAUGCAGCUGAUAAUCAUUAUCAGCUGCAUGAUAAGCCAAGUCUUGGUUUUCUUCACUUCGUUCGACCCCGAGUGUACAGAAUAUUUCACGAGAUGUUCCUCAACAUCAGAAAUAUUAACACUUACGGAAAUAAUAUAUUCUUUUACUCUAGCUGUUCGAUGCCCAACACCAGGAUGACGAUAAAGAGGCAAAGUUGGGCUCUAAAGCUCCUGUGUGGAUCCCGGAUGUUCGUGUAACCAUGUGUAUGGUGUGUACAGAUGAUUUCACUGUCACCAACAGAAGACACCAUUGCAGGGCAUGUGGCAAGGUAUGGUACUAGCUGCAUGCUAACAUAUGAACUUCGCGGUUUGCAUUUUGUAUUUUUGUUAUGACGUCUUGAAAUCAUCACACUGAACAAUCUGGAAAUUGCUUGACUAUGGAAAUUGAACCCGAAAUUUUUACCAUUCAAUAAAGUCUGAUUUGUAUAGCCAGUUUCAUUAAUCAUUAAUGUGAAUCCUUGAACAAACAUGGCUAUCAUUUGCAUACAGCACACAAAGGACAGUAAAAUUACGAUUAUUAUAUAUUGUCAAAUCUUCACACAUUUGUUGAGAUAUUUGUACAUUAGACAGAUUGUUGACAGCUUUUAUAUUUCAUAAAAUUAUUUCAGAUUAAAUUUCAAAACAUUCUUUGCUAGAAAUAUAUAAAUACAUUUUCUGUCUGUUGCUUUUGUCUGUGCUUCAUACAAUUUUAAAUAAUUAAUGAACUGUAUUUCUAAGUUUAUUGUAUUUUACUUUGUGACGAAUUAUUCAAGCAUUUCCCGUUGAAAAUGCCAAACAAAUAUUUUAAAAGCAAAUAUCUUUAAAAAGCAAAUAUCUUUGAAAACCAAAUAGUUUCUCGCAAUAUAAAUGUCCAAAUAUUUUACAUCCUUAAGAUUUUGAUGUCUAAAUUAUUGUAUGAAUAUUUUAUCAUUGAAAUUGUUAUGAUCUUUGGUUUGUCACAUUCUUUCAGUUAUAGCUGAUAUAUUUGACGAAUAUUUUCUUUACAACUUCUCAUAUUACAUGCAGUUCGUACUAGUAGCAGGACGAAGCGAUAUUGUCCGGUGUAUGUUAAAAUAUUGAAACAAUCAUUCGCUCGUUUCCUGCUCGAUAUAGUACAUUAAAUAAACAUCUUUAUUAUCCAAAUUAUUGUUGGAACAUUCAGUAAUAUUCUCAUGUGUCGAUUCAAGAAGAUCCUCCUGUCUUGUGAGAUGAGCCUCUGCUGUGAGAUCAACACCCUCCUGUCUUGUGGCCUCUCGUGUGAGGUCAUCAUCUUUACAUUUGAUCUGUAUUAAGACAGGUUUCACGCCGUCAAUAUAAGCCACAUGAAAUUGAUCUCCCCACUCUCCACCUACCAGCGUUUUCUCUGAAUCUUGCACUCGAAUUCUUUCUCGGAAACAUCGUCCGUUAUUCAAGUCUUCGUCAUCUUUUCGUUCAGUAUCAACUUCAAGACCGUAGCUAUCUCCUAAAGUCUCCCAGUCAUUCUCGCAGAAAUAUAAUUCCUUUCGUUCUGAUCUCGUAGGACUUGUUAAAACUGUCAUUACAGUGGACGAAUCUUGCUCUCCUCGUAAUAAUAUCUUUCCUUUUGGUGUUGUGACCCUCAGUUUUGUCGGUGUGCCACGAUAGACACUCAUUUUAGUUGUUUGUUUCGCUUACCAAAUAUAUCACAAUACUUGCAUCCUACAUGAAUGAUUGAACGACUCAAUUUGAAUUCUCAUCAUUGCUAAUGAUGACAGCCCAAUCAUGCACGACCGCCUUGUCUCGUGAUUGGCUGAUUGAAGUAAAAGCUCUUUAUUCGGUUUAGCAGAUUUUCAGUAUUGAUAAUGAAAGACCAUGCAGAAAAAUAAUAAGCCGGAAUAUUUUAAGUCUUUGUCAACACUCUCCAAAGAGCGUGAUCAUAGCCUGCGUAUACCUGGGGUUUUAAAAGUUUGGGGUUGAGACGCGGGCAGCGAAAAUUAGGGAGGCCUUGCCGAUCAGGAUUCAUAAUUUUGCGACAAACUUUAAAGUAAAGUUUUAGGCUUUAUAUGUUUUAUAUUUUGCAUAUCUUAGGUGAUAUGUGGCUCGUGCUCGUCCAACUCCGCUCCACUGGCCUAUCUGAAUGAUGAAACUGCCCGAGUUUGUGAUGUCUGUUACGAUGGUAAGAUUCAUUUAAUGUUCAAAUUAUAUCAGCUUGCCUGUAGAACGUACCGGUUAUCCUGAUGAAAAAACAACGAUGUGUCUUCCUAGAUCUGACAGACAAGAAAUCUUCAACACAGACUGCUGUUGAAACGAAAGAAAACGGAGUUACUACAGAAACAAAGGACUCGGCUACAAAAAUUAAUCCUGUAAAAAAAAGUCGAAAGCACAGAUUCUUUAAAUCUAAAGAGGUAACAUUAAAGCCCCAGUGAAACCAGGGUGAGGCAGUCACACUUUAUUACAGGGGAUAUUUGAAGCUCUAGACUAACAAAAUAAACGGCUUUGAUGAGUGUUGUAACCAUGUUUUACAUUAAAUAGAAUACAUGAUAGUCUUGGAAAAACAUUAAGAACGACUAACCAAAGUCGCGAGACUCAGUGCCAACUCUCAUCCUGGUUUGAUCCGAGCUUAAGUUUUUAUUCAAAAAUUACUGUCACUGAGCAUUACAAUAGUGCUGUAUACCCAGUUAUCGUGUUAUAUUACUGUCACUGAGCAUUACAAUAGUGCUGUAUACCCAGUUAUCGUGUUAUAUUACUGUCACUGAGCAUUACAAUAAUGCUGUAUACCCAGUUAUCGCGUUAUAUUACUGUUACUGAGCAUCACAGUAGUGCUGUAUACCCAGUUAUCGUGUUAUAUUACUGUCAUUGAGCAUCACAAUAGUGCUGUAUACCCAGCUAUCGCGUUAUAUCUCCAGGUUCCAGCGGCGCAAGAGUCUACAAUCAGUGGAUAUUUAAAGACACGUGUUGGUAAGAAGUGGCAGAAGAAGUGGUAUGUGGUCAAAGACAACGUCCUUUACGCUUCAAAAGCAAGCUCGGUAAGUCUACUGGGAUAAAGGCGCCAGUGAAGAAUACGAAAUCUGCAGAAGUUCAAAAGUUAUUUUUGUUAUUUUUCAGGUAGUUUGCAGUCUAUUAGUGUAGUGUAAGUGUGAAACAGCGAGGUAGCAGAUUGGAACCAACUCACGAUUGAUUUAUUUACCAACAUGUCAAAGACUACUAUACAAUUUUAUUUUGUGUAGGAUCCAGCCGCACAAGAAACCAGGCCCUUACUUGGAUAUGAUGUUCGAGGUCCGGAGAAGGUAGAAUGAUGUUUUUUCUGUACAUGGUUCUGUUGUUAAAAGUCUUGUAUUUUAUUGACAUUCAAUACUGUUUUAGAUGGAUGGUGAUAGUAAAAAAAUCGUCUUUCAAUUAAUUCAUGCUGGCACUGAACCUGUCGUCUUACAGACAGAUAAUAUGAAACAUGGGGAACAGUAAGUAUACCUCGGCAAAUACAGUUUUAAGCUGAUGGCAGAGAUUUGACAACGCGGCGCGAGGUACAUCUAUAACUCAAAAUAUUAUGGUGCUUGUAAAUAAAUUAAACCAGGAUCAAAGCUAACGAUCAGUGAAAAUUGCGCCUCGUUAUCGAGGCCUGUGUGUCUCGGCCUUUAAUCCCUAACCCGGCUUUUGUUGUGAAUGCAAUUUGUACACUGGCGAGCUAGCCAAGCAACAAUUCAUGCUAUGCGAAUUCUUAAUGAUUUCUAUUGCCCUUAGAAAUCUAUUGUCUUGCAUGGAGUGGAAUUAACAGUACGAGUCAUGUUUGAAAAUUUUGCUAAGUUUUACGAGUCGAUCACAAUCCUUAGUUCUUGUUUAACCGCCAUUGCUGCCUCAAGUUGCACGCCUCUCAGCCGAUCAAAUAGCACUGAGUAAUUUUGUCAUGCUUAGGGACCGGUCAUUAUUUAUGGCGGGGGGUGGCACCGAAGAGAAAAGGGUUGGGUAAACUAAAUUUUGAGUAAGUAAAAGGUUGGGUAAAUGAAAAACAAAACAACUCAAGGGUUGGGUAAUAAAAAGUUAUAGUCAUAUGUCAAUACAAUAAGUGAAUCAAUCAGUCACUGUCUUGAUCAUUUUCCAAUUUGUUAGAAGACAAAUGUGUUUCCAAAGAAAGCACAUGUGCAGACAACAUGAUACAUUAGACUACAGCAAAUUUCACAAGCAGUUAUCUAACUCCUGUCACAGAAAUCGGGAAAAGGACAUAUGUGACAACUGAAUGGUAACCUUUUGUAAAGUUUAAUUUUAGCCAGGGGUGGGUAUUUAUUUUUUACUUGAUAUUUGAGGUUGGGUAAUCAAAUUUUUGACUUUUUAAUGGUUGGGUCAGCAAAAUUUUUGCCACGAAAAACAUUUCUCUUCGGUGCCACCCUCCACCAUAAAUAAUGACCGGUCCCUUAUUGUAGUAAAUCUAACACAAACUUUGAUUGGUUCAGUAUUGCGUUACGAAUUGUCUUUGGCAAUUAUUCUGUGUAACAUUACUUUAAAGCCUGCUUCACACGAGAAAAACUUGCUGAGCCAACCGCCUCGUGUAACAGUUAGCUCAGCUAUGUACUUUCACCGCACACGUUGGGAAAACUACUCAACAACAACAUAAUUGACAAAAUCAUUUGCAUUUCCCUCCAUUUGUUCAAAGUCACAUGAAGAAACUAUGGUCUCUCAUUGGCCAAUUGAUUCAAGCAGCUCAGUACUAAGCUCGCAACAUUCGCAGACGCUGAGAUUUUUUCCUCGUAAGGUGAAAAAUAUUAAACACGAUAGAUAUUUUCCUCGAGAGGUCAAAUCCUCACGAGAACUAUUCGCACAUGAGAGAAAUUUGCUGAGCUAGCUGCCACGCGAGGCGGUUAGCUGAGCAAGUUGCUCUCGUGUGCGGCAGGCUUAACGGAGUUAGUACUUACUGUACCAAACAAUUUUUACAAUAACUUGUUUUGUUGUUUUUUAGAUGGGUUAACGCUUUACGACGUGCGACAAUAUUGCCGCUGUAACCAAGGGGAAAGUUGUUAUGCAUAGUAUAGUUUAAUAUCCUAUAGUUUUAUACGUGUGACAGCCAGAUGGCAAAAUAAAAAAACACGACUUUAAUCGCGAAUAACAUCCCUGCGAGCAUGUCUUAAUUACCAUAAAAUUCAAGUGCUUGGUCUUGGGACAAAAUAUAUAGUUUUGGUAAUACACAAUUCCUGACCAUAAUUACGUCAGAAAUAUUACCUGCGUAGGAGCCUCGCUAUUAUGAAUAAACUAUAAAGACGGCACUCACGAUUCGCGAGAUUUCCAGGUUAAUAAACUUUACAAACAAAAGUAUUAUAUGUUUUAUCGCCAUGCAAACCUACAAAGAACUUGAAACAAAAAGUUCAAUAAACAGGAAAAUUAUGUUUCGCUCGCUACUCUGGUUUAAAUAAAUGAUUACAAAGCCCAGUCGAACUGUAACAGGGUCUUGAUUACAGGGUCUUGAUUGCAAUUCGACUGGGCUUUGUAAUCAUUUAUUUCAACCAGAGUAUAGCGAACGAAACAUGAUUGAUAUACCUGUACGCACGCAAUCUCGAAGUAUAAGUAUACGAAGUAAGCGCUGUUGCAUUUUAUUACGAGCAUAUUAAAUUAUAAAUUUUGCUUUUAUAAAAAUAUGAUAACUUGUUUUCGUGUUUGAGAUGUUAGGGUUGAACAAAUGUCACAUACACGAGAACCAGCUGUAAAGCCAAAGUGCAUGAGUUUCCGGCAGGGUGUAUUGAUUCUACACCUUCAAGCAGUACGCAAAUUUGAAUGCAUAUUGUAAUAAUUUAGUUAAGUAUAUUAAUAAAAUGAAAAUAUUAAAUAUGUAAAUGUGAAAAUUUAUAAUCCAGCUGUGUGAAUUAAUAUAGUUAUAAUCAGUAAUCUUUAGUUUUUAAUUUACUACUAAAACUUGCGGCGUAAAUUACAUAUGGAAAUAUUUUUGCAUUAAAUACAGG